AUGAGGGCGUUCAUCCCGAGGCUGACCAUCCUCAGGGCUUUCGCACCAAAAGUAGCCGCACCGCUGCUGCCAACGACGCGCGUACGACUGGCCACAUCGCCUCUCACGAAUACCCCCCGUCCGUCCCGCCUCUUCCACAACUUCCCCGCCCGCCUCAACUCACACCAGCCCCCCUCACCCGACCCCCGCGAUGCCCUGCCCCCAGACGCAUCGCUCUCUCAGAAACUGAAGCAUCUCAUCAAGACAUAUGGGUGGUACGCUCUCGGCGUGUAUAUCGCCAUUUCCACCCUAGACUUCAGCGUUGCCUUUCUCGGCGUCAACCUGCUCGGCGCAGAAUACGUGUCUCAAGUUGCAGCCUCCGUAAAGGCAACAGUCUCCAACGUGCUCCAUUCGAGACCAGCAGAACCGGGCAAAGAUGAGAUGGAUGCCGUUGGUGGUCCGGCCCAACCUGGUCAGGAGGGACUGUACGCCAUGCUGGUCCUGGCGUACACCAUCCACAAAACCCUCUUCUUACCUGUGCGCGUUGGCUUGACAGCCGCGUUGACACCCAAGCUCGUCCAUUGGUUGAGUAGAAGAGGGUGGGCUGGCACCACUGGUGCGCGUCGGGCUGCCAGCGAGAUGCGGGAAAAGAUUCGCGAGAGAAAGACUCGCUCCGGUGACGAUUGA
This is a messenger RNA of Cyclocybe aegerita, 666 nucleotides long. Lineage: Eukaryota; Fungi; Basidiomycota; Agaricomycetes; Agaricales; Hemipholiotaceae. The record is from the annotation of a GenBank genome assembly.